ACAAUAUUGUCAUGCGAAAUUCAACGCAGAAGCGAUAACGUCCUACCGACAAGUGUACACCGUGUUUAACAUAUAAAUGAUGCGUUUUAGUGGCAAUAAAUUAACAUAACUGAUAAGCACUGAUAAUUUGGUGAAGGCUCCUAAAUGAUGUGUAAUCAGACUGCUUUAUUUGGAUCAAAACUUUUCGUGAAUAUAGUGAAUAUAUUCUCAUAAUUUGUGUUAUGGAAAUUAUACAUACAUAUAUACAUAGUUAGUUGCAAUUGAAUGAUGUUGCGAUUACUUUUGUCGCUGCUGAGGGGCGAACAUUGUACGCUGCUUGAAACGACAGGUGCUUUAGAGGUUAGGGUGAUUAGUUAGUUAGGCACCGUUUGAGAGCGUGGACAUUCAGCCAAGCAUUCAAAUGUCUAAUUGGUGUACGAACAUUCUCUUGAAUAAUUUAGGUCUGAAUUCUGUGGUGAGGAAGCACGCAGAAAACACAUCCAUUAGUUAAAGGAGGUGUAGCUCGAGGACUGUGCUCUAGACAAACACGAAGUAGAAACUCUGAACAACAGAACCAUAAUUGCUUCAGAAGCUCUCUACCCUAAGAGCAAAGACCAGUGAAUCGCGAGAAAAGGAUACAUUUACAGUACAAAAUCAAAAGAGAAGCUCGGCCUAUAUCCGCUAGUGCUGCAAGCGCCCUUUGGGACACUCGCAGUAACGAAUAUGAUAUAAUUAUAGUACAUUAGGAGAACAAAACCUCAUAAUCGCGACGAUGAAAUUGGAAUCAGGAAAUGUUAAGGGGUUACAAACAGCUCACUGGUUACAAAAUGUAUGGCUUAUGAGCUUUUCCAAUGAGCUUUUUAAUGGCAAUAUAAAAGAUUGAAGGGGCUUAGGGAACUAGUGAACGUGGAAUUAUAUUAAUGGAAUUGACGAUCUAAAUGUUUUUAGUAUUUUAUUUUGAAGGCUAUGAUACGGAUAGUUAGUAUAAUAAACGAGAUUGAUUGAGAUACAAUAAUAUAUUAUAAUUUGUUGCUGAAAGAAAAAGUAUUCUCACUUUAAUAAAAAUAGUUCGUCCAAUUCCAACAGCAACCGAUUCCACACUAUCGAAAAUUAACUCGAGUGUCAAUUCUCUUCAAAUAGGUAAAUUUUUAUGAUGCAGUGGUUGGGAGCGAUAAUUUUAUAAUAUGAGUACCUCAAAAUUCACUUAUGAGAUAAUGUCGUCGAGCUCUGUAAUUCGUCGCAGGUGUCCGAGACAGCUAUACCUUUGAGCGUUCACCCUUCCUACUGUUGUGUGUAUUUCAUAUAGCAACUCCAUUAUGACCAAGAUACAGUACCGAUAAUAUUUGUGAUCUUGAGAAAAAACAAAGACACAUUUUUUAAAAGCAAUAUAUAGUUCACCGGUUACAAUUUAUGCCGAUAUGGUAAAUAUGUUUACGAAUCAGACCAGGCAUAGCUCUGUAUUUGGUACAAUGAAAGGGUGACUUUUGAUGUCUCUUGAGCAUCGUAUAUCUACCAUAUAUAUCAGCAUCCAAAGGCAUAUAACGAGAUUUUCUAGAAGCGGUGUGCUUUUUCACUUCCGGUAUUUGUUUAAAAACACCAUUUUAUGCCAAGAAAGUGCACGAGUUGCAUCGAUAACCACCUCCCACUUUCAUUAUCUCCAAUCCCGUUUAAGUCACUAGUAUGGUUUGUGUUCCCUUAUACUAAUUAUAGCCGGAAGUUUUAGUCAAGUUUGCCACGAAGUUUGUAACACCCAUAAGGAAACGUCAAUAUCACAUACAAUAUUUAUAUACCUAUAUAUUUAAGUGAUCAGCGUGAUGAGCUGAGUUGAUUUAGCCAUAUCCGUCUGUUUGUCUGUUAACGCGAACUAGUCCCUCAGUUUUUGAUUUGACAAUAUAUCUUCACGAAAUUGUCAAGUCAACCGUAAAAUCAUCGAACAAAUUGUUCAGAUGUUCAAUAGUAUAUAGGUGAUAUACAAACUGACCGACCAAAAUCAUGUUCUUGCAUUAAAUUUUUUAUUUGUGAAGGAUAUUAUAUUGUAGCUUCACUGCAGCCGAAAAUAUUUUUAUUCAUCCAUUUAUAAUUCACAUAAGAAUUCGGAUACAUGACUUAAAAGCAAAGUCUUGAAAUUACUUAUGUGAGUUAGUAUUAAUUUAUAUUUAUUUUAAAUGUUAUCAAUUGUUCCCGCCCGGAAACAAAAUUUUUAUCGAGCUCCCUGUUUUUUUUAGUUUACAAAAUGUUCGUGACGAGCAAUUCGUCACCACAAUUAUGUUUGUUCGCGAAGAUAUUAUUGCUUGCUUAGUCUGCGGUACGUGACUGUCACUCUCCGCUUUACAACACUGUUUUUUCAGACAGCUGUUUUCAGUUUCUUGUAUGCGGUGUAUUAGAAUAAUUUGUGAAUUAUAGCAGACUGUAAAUAAUGCAAAUAAAAUAGUAAAUUUGUUAAAAUACAACGAAUACAAACAAGAAAUGGAUGUAAUUUUACCUUACAAUGCGCAAAACCGUGAGCAUUUCUGCAGUUCUGCUCUACAAGUUGGGUUCCAUGAAUUCGUUGCGUUGAAAUUCUUCUACACCAUGAAGGAUUCCGACUUGGACGUGUUCCAGUUAAUGGCACGUGAACGCUUGGAGCUAGUACUAUACGGCUGGGAAGUGUGCCAAGGACAUUGGGAUGAAUUGACAAACAAGGAAGAAAUAUCACCUCACUUAUGUACGGUUCUAAAACAAAUUACACAAUACUCUCUAGAUAUAUGGUUCAGCAAUGAAUGGGAAGAAUGCAAACCACAAUACAAGGCAAUGCUUUUAGUGUGUAUUAGACGGGCCAAAGAUAUCUUGAUGAAGUUGUAUGGAAAUGUCUUUGACUGGGACUACGCGUUGCAAUUAAGGAUCAAACCUUGGGGCAUACCAUAUCUGAAACAGUUUAUAGCGUGUAAUAGCAACCUCAUAAGAAGUUUGACUUACUCUAGUGAGCAUGUAGAAGCACCAGCUGCUGCCGAAGAUAUCGAACAUUUGAAAAAGGAAGGUUUGGUUUUGCUGUUAUUACGGCUCAUUAAGCUCUUUGACGCCGGAUUUUUCGAAGGUGCUCGUAAAUUAUCAAUGCGCAUUAUUGCCGCUUGGAAUCAUGAUUAUGAGGAGAUGAAGCUUCUAUCUCAACAGUCCUACCCAGAAAUAAGGGAUCAACACAAAAAGUGUUUAAUUCUUAUUUGCCAUAUUUAUCUCAUGGCCAUAUAUGAAAUGGAUGACAAUCGUGGUUUCGUUAUUGAUAAUGUGGUGAAUAACAUACGAUUUUACUACCAAAAUAUGACGGAAGUAAGGAGCGUUAACAAAAAUCCCGAAGAACAAAUGGAGUACACACCCGCCCGUUACAUAGCCAUAACCUGUAUUAAUCUAAAUAUAAGCAGUAAUGAGUUCAUUGACGCCUUCAUAUACGACUCGUACGAUGAAAACUUUGUGAGCCUAUUUGGCGUCAUAUCACAAUCGUACAUGAGCUAUCUGCUCGGCAAUUUAUUAAUGGAAAUGAAUAAAUUGAACGAGGACGAUUUCGGCAAGCGCAUUAAUGAUUUCAAACGCGUGAUGCAUCUAUACAUCAAUGAAAGAGAACGCAGUGAAGAAUUCAUGAUGCAGGAAUUGCACAAAAAAGAAAUGAAACGUCGAAGCCACAGUUUGUCCGCAACAAAGGAAAAUAUGACGGAUUUCUGCACGAAAAUGUGUAAAGGUAAUCGAUUAAGUAAUAUAGGCAGUAGUGAACAUAUGGAGGAUGGUCAGCAAGCAGUUACCACUUUGGAAGCGGAAAGCGAUCGGCUUGUAGAUUCUGUUUUCCAGCACCUGCCCAAUAAUGAGGAAGUUCUUAACUAUGUUUACACGGUGCUGGUGAAGAGGACACACAAAGGCUGGUAUUUCGCCAAGCUGAUAGUGCUUCUAAAAAUCAUUGGUUUGCAGUUGAACGCCAUCGAAACUUGGCGGUACCAUCCAGGACUAACACCCGAGUUUUUGCUGAAUCUCGAAGUGAAGCUCUCGCGGCUCUUUGAAGAUCUGGCCAUUAUAUUCCAAGAUCAUCUAUUUAUGGAACAGGAAUUUUGGUUAACUGGUUUCUAUUUGAAUCCAUGUAAGAAGUACUAUGAAACCGUUAUACGUAGUGGUAUGCGUUCGAAUCGACUUAGUCAUCGCUUCGAAACUGUCGAAAAUUAUGACGAAGAGGAGAAAUAUGAGGGAAAAAGAGAUCGCCGCGAAAAAGGUGACAGGGGCGAAAAGGUGAACGCCAUAAACGCUAAGUACGGACUGCUUAGUUCGACGAUCGAUGUGAAGGAAAUAUUAAAACUGGCCAAUCAUGAAGCGCCCGACUUUGAUUAUGGACCACUGUAUAAAGCAUUGCGUGCCUUCAAAUUGCCAGACAACACCAUUAAGGAUCUUCUGACCGUCAUCUUCUUGCCGCGAAACAAAAGUUUCGCCUGGGCUCUCGACUGGGUGGAAUUGAGGAAACGUUGCAAAACUUUACUCAAAGACGCCGACAAAAAGCGCCACUUUGUGGAGCUAAACAUGGCUGAGGCAAACGAUCGGCUAAAAUUUUUAAAAAUUGACUAUGAAAAAUACAAACACCGACCGCAGCUGGAUUAUGGCAGCAUCGAGCAGGGCUACGAGAACUCGAAUGCACCUAAUUUCAAUAAGGACAGCAGCGAUGACAACGAUGACGAGGACUCGGAGGACUUCGAAGCGGACUCUGACCUGGAUGAGCCGGCUAAACAUGAACCGAAGAAAAACGAUCACUCAGAACUUUUCGACUCGUACUUCAUGAGCACACGUCGCACCAGAGCCCGCGCUGCUGCUAUGAUCGCGAAUGUCCUGGAAAAGGAUGAUUUUACCACCAGCGCAGAUGAAGUCAAGAAUACAAACGAAACCGCAGUGGAGGAGAAAAAAGAAGCUUGUGGUGAAAAAGACGACGCCCCCACCGGCUCAACAACUGCAGCAAAUGAAUCUAAGCGAGACUUCAAUGAAAUUUUAAAAGAACGCAAGUUAUUCGAUAAUAGUACCAGCGGCUUCAGACCCUUUGCGGAUAUAUGGAGCCUAAAUUCCCAGGAAUUAAAAACCGUUGAGAAUAGAGUACUACAUUUGGAGACUGGUAACCUGUACAGCAAGUCGACCGAAUUAGAAAUGCUGAAAAUGAAGACGGCCAAACUACUUUACCAACAGCGAAAAAGGUAUAAAAUGGUCGAGGCCAUCAAAAAUGAGGGGGCUGCUAGUAAUUUGGACUUGGGAGAGAACAAAAAGACUGACGGAAGACUAAAAGAAAGCACACAGAAAGCAGAGGCGUUUAAGUGCAAACAAGAAUGCACCACCGAUGUUGAAAUGCUCGAUGACGAAAGCGACGUCUCUACAACUGCCCGUCGGGACAGUGACGAAGUUAAUGACUUCAGCAAAGAUGAGCAAGGGGAGGAUGAAAAAGACUCUCAAAAUCUCAUAAAAGCGAAUGAGCGGGUGUUGGCGCCUGUGGAGAGAACAGCGCAAGAAGAUAAUCUUAUUCAGCUUUGCAUGAAGAAGAAAUUGUGUGUUCGUUUGCGCAGACUCACAGUCGCCGAUGUGCGAAAACUACGACAACCCAGCGUACGUUUGCAGCGCAUGGAUUUGCAAGCAGUGGCCGAUCGAAUGUGCAAGCAGCGACGUGCACAACGAAGAGCGACCUACAUUGAGUCGGAUGAAACCUCAAAGUCGAGCAGCAAUUCUUUUGGAGCUGAGCGCACCUUAUUGGACACACUUAAGCGUCGCCUGUACUCAUCAGAGUCAUCCACCGAUUCGGAUGAGUAUAAACAGAAACGACGCGUAGCUCGUCCAAUGCGUGGCAGAUUUGGCAGCUCGUCGAUGCAUGCAAGAGUUCAGCGUGCGCAAUCGAAGAGCUUGAAAGUAACACCACGCAGCGCCAGUGGUUUGAAGUUUCGCAUCUCCACCAAUGAAACAAGUGGUGGCAGUGUGGCCACUACUGUAAACGCCACCAGCUUGCCCAUUAUCGAUUAUAUACAAAUAUCAUCCUCAUCGUCGUCGGAUGAAGUGGAACGCUUUGGCUCAUUGCAGACCGUACGAGAGGAAGUUGACAUAACUGCGGACCCAUUAUAUGAGGAGGAAAUACCACUAUACAGGAUUUAGUUUAAGUCGGUGAAGCGAUUUUA
Messenger RNA from Bactrocera oleae (olive fruit fly), 6131 nucleotides. RefSeq lists its product as uncharacterized. NCBI's taxonomy places the organism in Eukaryota, Metazoa, Arthropoda, Insecta, Diptera, Tephritidae. The record is from RefSeq and is a predicted model, not a curated record.